This is a messenger RNA of Tribolium castaneum (red flour beetle), 2010 nucleotides long. RefSeq lists its product as uncharacterized. The record is from RefSeq and is a predicted model, not a curated record. The transcript is spliced from 7 exons. Lineage: Eukaryota; Metazoa; Arthropoda; Insecta; Coleoptera; Tenebrionidae. Gene Ontology annotation, molecular function: procollagen galactosyltransferase activity. The coding region runs from base 133 to 1812 and encodes 559 amino acids.
UUCCCGAUCAAAAUGUCACUGCCUACCCGGAUAUCAGCUGUGUUUCGCUAAAAUUUGAAAAGUGUGGUUCGAAAUUUAUUUAUAAAAUAGUUUUACAAUACGUUUCCAAUGAUUUUGCGCUAAAGUUUAAAAAUGUUUUUGCGCUUCGCGGUGCUGUGUCUUGUUUUGUGUUUACAAAACGUGGCUAGUGAAUGGAAAAAACCCACGGUUCUCAUCGCUGUUUUGGCCCGAAACAAAGCUCAUACGUUACCUUAUUUUCUCACAACUUUGGAAAAUCUCGAUUAUCCCAAAAAUCGGAUUUCUUUGUGGAUAAGAAGCGACCACAAUAGUGAUAAAACGAUUGAAAUUUUGCGGAAAUGGAUCAAUGCGGUCAAGGAUGAAUAUCGUAUGAUUAGCACCGAAUUUGUGGAAGAGAAUGAAGGGUAUCCUGACGAAAGUGGACCUGCUCAUUGGACCCCGGAACGGUUUAACCAUGUUAUAGACUUGAGAGAGUCAUCUUUGAAUUUCGCCAGAAAAAUCUGGGCUGAUUAUUAUUGGACAAUCGAUUGCGACGUUUUUCUAACAAACCCUAAAACACUUGACAUACUAAUAUCAAAGGGCUACACUGUAGUGGCCCCCAUGCUGAAAUCCGACGGAUUGUAUUCAAAUUUCUGGUACGGAAUGACCGACGAUUACUAUUACCAAAGAACAGAAGACUAUAAGCCCGUAGUAAACCGCGAAAAUAUUGGUUGUUUUAACGUGCCAAUGGUCCACUCUUGCGUCCUCGUUGAUUUGAGGAGACAAGUCUCAGAUUUUCUAACUUAUGAUCCGGAUAAAGUGCCGAAUUUUGAUGGCCCUAUUGAUGAUAUUAUCACGUUUGCUAUCGGAGCAAACAGGAGCGGAAUCUCAUUAAAUUUAUGCAACGAUGAACGGUUUGGAUUUGUUAUGUUGCCCUUGGAACAAGACGCUAACUUAGCGAUUGAUUUUGAACAACUGACGAAUAUUAAGUUGGAGGUUCUGACUGAAGAGAAACCUCUAAACGUUAGCAAAUUGUUGGAGGCCUAUACGUGGCUUCCUGAAAAAGAUACUUUAGGGUUUGAUAAAAUUUUUAUGAUCAAUUUGCUGCGACGACCGGAAAGGAGGCAACGGAUGAGGUUCUGCUUUGACGAGCUGGGACUUCAAGUCACAAUCGUCGACGCGGUGGAUGGAAGGGCGCUGAAUGCGAGUAUUUUGCAGCAGAUAUCUCCUUUGCCCGAAUAUGCGGACCCUUAUCACAAAAGACCGAUGACACUCGGAGAAAUUGGGUGCUUUUUAAGUCAUUAUAACAUCUGGAAGGAUAUUGUUCGGAACGGAUAUGAGACCACUCUUGUUUUAGAGGAUGAUAUUAGAUUUGAAUCCUUUUUCCGAACUAAAGUGUUGAAUGUGAUGGACGAGGUAAAGCGUGUUUCCGGCUGGGAUUUGGUGUAUUUAGGCCGUAAAAGGUUGCAGGAAGACGAUGAACCGUGGGUGGAGGGGUCAAGUUUGUUAGUCGAGGCGGGUUAUUCCUACUGGACUUUAGGAUAUGUCCUUAGCCUGAACGGAGCCAAAAAACUUUUAAACGCUGAUCCUCUCUCCAGACUUGUGCCAGUUGACGAGUAUUUACCGAUAUUAUUUGAUAAGCAUCCACAGACGAGUUGGAAGGGUUAUUUCCCCAAGAGAAAUUUGGUUGCAUUAUCGGCCGCUCCCUUACUGGUCUAUCCCACGCACUAUACGGGAGAACAGGGCUAUAUUAGCGACACGGAGGACUCUGUUAUUAUCAAGGAAAAUGGACCACGAGCUCGCGACGAUCUUUGAUGCAGAUUUAUUUACGUGAAUGUUCCUACUAACUUGACCUCACAUUUUUCAUUAGGUGGCGACAGUGCAAUUUCUUAUUUAUGUGCCAUUUGUUAAUGCCAUUUAUUAUUACGAUAAGCUGCAAGUUGCUUAUAAAAGUGCCUUAUAACAAUAUUUUAUGUCAAAGAAUUUUAUAACACAAUAAAAUAAUAAUACCAA